Molecule: messenger RNA, 672 nt
Organism: Aspergillus puulaauensis
Lineage: Eukaryota; Fungi; Ascomycota; Eurotiomycetes; Eurotiales; Aspergillaceae
Product: RraA family protein
Exons: 3
Coding region: 1-672 (223 amino acids)
Source: RefSeq, a predicted model, not a curated record
AUGACCACCAAAGCAAAGGCCUUCCAAGCGCUCAAACAAUUCUCUAGCUGCGAUAUUGGCGACGCGCUUGUCAAACUUCGCUAUCCCUAUGGAGGCUUCCUUGAUGGCCUGCGCAUGCGCUCACCGGCGCUGCGCCCGGACUCACCCUCACCACUUCGCAUCUACGGGCCGGCCAUAACCGUCAAAAUGAUCGAAACGAACAAACCUGGACCAACUCCCGACUUGCAUUUCGUCGAUGCCAAUAAACCUGGCCAUGUCAUGUACAUCCAACAACCGAAGGGACUUUAUUCUGCCUGCUGGGGUGGGCUCAUGUCUACACGCGCAAAAGCCACUGGCGCGCUUGGCGUCGUUAUUGAUGGACGCAUGAGAGAUGUGCGGGAGCAUUGGGACCUGGGCUUUCCUGUAUUCUCACGCGAUACGUCCAUUCUUGGGUCCGGGGGCUUUACACGGGCGUCCGAGAUCGAUGUCCCGCUCCAAUUCAAGGAGGAUCUAUGGAUUAAUCCUGGGGACGUGAUUGUUGGGGACGAAGAUGGAGUGGUUGUUGUCCCGCCUUCACUCUGCGAGCAGGUUGUUGAGUUGUGCCGGGAGCGAUGGGAAAUAGAUGAGAGGACCGUCCAGGCUUUGAAGACAGGCGAGCUUAUGGGGCCCACUAUCAAGAGGUUGAGGAAGUAG